Messenger RNA from Anthostomella pinea, 1572 nucleotides. NCBI's taxonomy places the organism in Eukaryota, Fungi, Ascomycota, Sordariomycetes, Xylariales, Xylariaceae. The record is from the annotation of a GenBank genome assembly.
AUGGCGACCGCACCCUCGGGAGAUCUGCUGGGCCUAGGCGACACUCCAGGCGGUCGAUCACCCGGCCUGACGCUUAAUCUUGCGUCAAACAACCCCUUUCGCAACCGUGCUGCCUCGCCAAGCUUCACGCCUCCGCCACCCCAUUCUCCUUUUGAUGAUCCUCCUCCCCGACCCGUCUCCAGGAACAACCCUUUCCUCGAUUCCUCCCAGAAUCCUUCAAGCCAGUUUGUCAUAUCACCCGACAAGAUGGCAUCGCCCCUAGAGACCCGUCGGUCUCCCACCGCCGAGGAGCUUUUUGACAACCUGAUUGUUGACGAUAGAAACUCAACAAUGCAGCAGUCCCGUCCCAGCGGCGGCCGACCUCCGACGAACCGCACUGCUACAGGUGGUCCCCUGCGUGGUGAGAACAUCCCCCCGCAUGGUCGAGGUCCGCCUCCCUCGUCCCAUCGGCCCACGCGAUCGCAAGAAGAAGCCCAGAAGGCGCGCCGAAUGCAAGCCGCAACCAAUGGAGAUAGGAUCAUUGGUGGCUCACCACAGAAACGCUCGGAACGACGUCUACGCCGCAACAGUGAAUCCUCGGUUAUGGAGAAGCCCAUGACCGACGAAGAGAAGAAGCUGCGUGAGAUGCGAAACCGCGAUCGUGAGAGACGCCACCGCGACCGUGACGGCAAGCCUCGCACCCAGCGGAAACUGGAUAUCAUCGAUCAGCUGGAUGCCACAAGCAUCUACGGCACUGGGCUGUUCCACCAUGACGGUCCGUUCGACGCGUGCAACCCGCACCGCAACCGCAAAGGUAGCCGUCGUGCACCAAUGUCGGCAUUUGCUAAGGACUCUGCCAACAACUCGAUCGGUGGCUCUGGCCCCGUCAACAAACGACCCGACCACAAGCUCUUCAUGGGACAUGAACCCCACGAGGCAACCUCGAUGUAUGCCGCUGGGGUGGUCAAGGAGCAGAAGGAGCAGCGAACCAACCGAGAGGAGUUGACCUUCUUUGACCCCAAGCAACGGGGCGAGUACGAGUACGGUGAAGAGACAAUUGGACUUGGAGCAUCGACCUUCUUGGAGGGCACGCCGGCUGCCCGAGCCGCCAUCACACGAAACCAGUCCGAGACAGCUCAGGAAGCACUAGAGUCGGGAUUGGGAAGAAAGAAGUCGGUGGUGCAGCGAUUCCGCAGCAUCAAGCGUGCCCCGCGCGAGCCACGCGACUACGAAUCAGGUCGCGUAACUAGCCCUGGCGCUUACUACGGACCGGCGUCAGCGUUACCGACCAGCAGUUCGACUGGUGAAAGAAACCCCUUCUUCAACGAAUUCGACAACAAGGCCGAGGAGCGUAUCAGUGUCAAGCGCAAGGAUAGCAACCCGGCCCCUCCUCCUAUGAGCCCUCCCGUGACUGGGGCGGUGCUGGAACGUCGAUCGACUACGGAUGCUACUAUGGAUUCCCAAGAGGGUCAGGCCAAGCCCGCGAGCACCGGCUUUCUUUCACGUAUUAAGAGCGUGAAGGGUGGACGAAGACAGCGUCCAGAGGUACCGGCCAAGGACUAUACUGGUCCACUCCCUGGUGCUGCCAUGUGA